Messenger RNA from Exaiptasia diaphana, 1602 nucleotides. RefSeq names its product TNF receptor-associated factor 6. The record is from RefSeq and is a predicted model, not a curated record. Bases 32 to 679 code for a protein of 215 amino acids. Gene Ontology annotation, molecular function: zinc ion binding. NCBI's taxonomy places the organism in Eukaryota, Metazoa, Cnidaria, Anthozoa, Actiniaria, Aiptasiidae. The transcript is spliced from 5 exons. Gene Ontology annotation, biological process: positive regulation of JNK cascade; tumor necrosis factor-mediated signaling pathway; protein K63-linked ubiquitination. Gene Ontology annotation, cellular component: plasma membrane signaling receptor complex.
AUAAGUGUGUAAAGUAGGAAGUAACGAUACCAUGGCCAGUAACACUGCAUUAUCGUCUGGAUACGACUAUCAGUUUGUCGUACAAGUACCUGAAGACUACAUUUGUAGUAUUUGUUAUCUUACAAUGCGAAAACCCGUACAGACAAGAUGUGGACAUCGAUUUUGUAAGGAUUGUUUGGAUGCAGCCUUAAAGAGACAGCCAAAAUGUCCUCUUGACAAGGAGUCUUUGACUUCACAGCAGAUAUUCGAAGAUGUAGCGACCGAGCGACAAAUUCUUUCACUCAAGAUAAAGUGUCCAAACGAUUGUGAUUGGCAGGGAGAAAUGAGAGAUCUCAAGGAUCAUGUUGAAAAAUGUCUGCUGACCAUUGUCCCCUGCAGUUACAUCAGUAUUGGAUGCAAUUUUAAGGGACCAAGAAGAAGUUUAAGCGAUCAUUAUAAAAACAACUUGGCAGACCAUCUUACCAUCACGACGCAACAACUUUUGACCCUUCGAGGUGAAGUUUUGGAACUCAAGGCGUCUAGCAUUGCACUGAUGACCAAAGACGAUCAGUCACACUAUAGCUACACGUGGAAAAUCAACGAUUUCAGCAAACAGCUAUACAGCUUGCAAAGCAGCAAGACCGUGACAUCGAACUGUACAGCGAACCGUUCUACACUCACAAGUAUGGAUACAAACUGAAACUCGAGUUGGAUCCUAAUGGAUAUGGUGAUAUGGCAAGGGUACCCAUGUAUCAGUAUUCAUGAUUAUCAUGCGAGGUGAAUACGAUGCAAUAUUGACCUGGCCAUUUAAUUGGAAAAACAAGUUUAUCCUGCUUGACCAGAAACCAUACCACUCGAUGAGAAAAAACAUCGACGAUGGUUACAGUAUUCCCGAUACAAGUAACUGUAGCUAUCAAAGACCAACAACUAAUGAAAGCGUUGGAAUAGGACGUCCCGAAUUCGUUUCUCAUGGAACAUUAAAAACUGAGAACUAUGUCGUCGAUGGAGCAGUUUUCAUCAAGUUUGAGUUGGAUUCUUCUGUGCCAAACUGAAACGAUUUCGAAAACUUUAAAAUCUAACACAACUUCUGAAAAAGGUAACCUGACGUUUACCGAAGCUUAUCGGUCUUGUACAGAGUACAUAAGUUUCCUAUAUUUUAUUCCCUUCAUUGUUUUGACGGCUAAAACUCGGUAACGAUUUUCUGAUAUUUGGAGGGAGUGUCAGUAAAAAUCCCGGAAAACUUUUACAAAUCAUAUUGCGGUACUGACAGCAUUAUUGUGUAUUUGUAUCUUAAUGUCAUGUAAAUCACUGUAAAAUAUUGCGCACUGUAAAAAAAGGUUGUUAGGUAAACUAUUAAAUUAGGAACUCUAUGAAAACCACUUACGUGAGAGUUUUUCCAAAUGAAAUAUUGUUUUUUUUUUUCAAACGAACGCUUAAGGGGAUUGUGGACGAGGUUAACUGUCAAGAAAAAAUGGACAACUCGGAGGCUUAUGAAGGUAAAGGCUUUGCCAAAAGGUAUGCAUUGCCAGACCUUUUGGUCAAGAUGGCGACGCGCAUGCGUUAUAACGCACAAAGAUAAACAAAAUGGCUUCCAUUUUGUAUAAGGGAAUAUUUGUAUGGCCA